AUGGCGUUCUUGCUAUCACUUCUUCUACUCGAACAGGUGGCGGCGAGAGAUGUGUCAAUUUCCGUGGAUGCAUCAAACCUGCUAGGCGAUCUCAAUCAACCUGCGAGAUAUUUUGGUGCUGAUGAACCAAAUUAUGCGUACUAUCCUGAUGGUCAAGCCCUUCUGGCAGAGCUCGGCCAGCUUGGGCCGCAGCAGACAUACUUUCGUACCCACAAUUUGCUGACCACCUGCGACCCUCCCAACGACGUCUCAGCACGGCUCAAAUGGGGCUGCACCAAUGCGUACACGGAAGACGCCAAUGGCAACCCGAUAUACAACUGGACGAUCAUCGACCGCAUCUUUGAUACGUACCUAGAGCGAGGUGUCAAGCCAUACGCACAGAUAUCCUUCAUGCCAAAGGCUCUUGCCACUGAUCCGGACCCUUACACAUUCCUUUUCGAUCCGACAUCUUCGUAUAAUGUAAUCUAUACCGGCUGGAGCCAUGUGCCGACUUCGUGGCAGAAGUGGGGCGAGCUAGUGUACCAGUGGGUGAAGCAUGAAGUCGAGCUUCGUGGUGAAGACGAGGUCGCUGUGUUCAGCAGUCGUGCUGAUGAUCUUAAGCCCAAUAUUGGGUACUGGAAUGGGACCGAGACCCAAUACUUCGAGCUGUACGAUUAUGCCGUCGCCAAUGUCAGACGUGCUCUACCAACAGCCAGAGUGGGUGGUCCCGAAGUCGCGGGUGGUCCGGGCGGCCAGUUCCUGCCAUUGUUUCUGGAUCACACCAUCAAUGGCACGAACAACGCUACCGGUGGAACUGGCUCACAACUGGACUUUAUCUCUUUCCACGCAAAAGGGCUGCCGACAUACACCAACGCCACAGGCUCCGUACCAGGACACUUGUCCUUGAAUGUCAGUGCCAGCCUGAUGAAUGUUCGCGAUGCCUUUAGCGUCAUCUCUUCGUACCCAUCUCAGAAGAACAAGCCCGUCGUCAUUGGCGAGGAUGAUCCAGAUGGAUGUGCUGCAUGCGUCUCUGAUGCGUACGGUUACCGUAACAACCUCAUGUACCCGUCGUACACCGCCGUGGCGUUUUCUCGAGACAUUGACUUGGCGAAACGAUAUGGCAUCAACCUGGAGGGCACACUGACCUGGGCAUUCGAAUUCGAUGAUCAUCCAUAUUUUGACGGCUUCCGGGUACUAGCCACCAACCAGAUCGACAAGCCUAUCCUCAACGUCUUCAGGAUGUUUGGCAAGAUGACUGGUCAGCGUGUCGAUGCGAAUAGUACUGGCCAAAUCUCUCUCGACGCAAUACUCAGCGAUAGCGUGAGAGGCGAGCCGGAUGUAGGCGUGCUUGCAGCGCUGAACGAGACCGAGCACAGUUUGGCGAUCAUGGUAUGGAAUUACCAUGACGAUGAUCUGCCAAAGCCUGAUGCCGAUAUCACACUGGAUGUGAGGGGGCUGAGCCAACAGUGGCCUGGCUGCCAGUCGGCGCGCUUGACACACUAUCGCAUCGACAACAGCCACAGCAAUGCUUACACUAAGUGGCUCGAGUUGGGAGCACCUCAGAAUACCACGGCUGCGCAAGUUGCGGAGCUCAAGGCCGCUGGUAUGCUGGGGACCCUUGGCAAGCCGACGAAUGUACAGUUGAGUGAUGGUAAGGCGGAGUUGGAGUUCUCUUUGCCGAUACAUGGUAUCUCGCUGCUGGUGCUGGAGCAGCAAUGA
Recurvomyces mirabilis is the source of this 1698-nucleotide messenger RNA. RefSeq lists its product as uncharacterized. The coding region runs from base 1 to 1698 and encodes 565 amino acids. Gene Ontology annotation, molecular function: hydrolase activity, hydrolyzing O-glycosyl compounds. Gene Ontology annotation, biological process: carbohydrate metabolic process. The transcript is spliced from 3 exons. The record is from RefSeq and is a predicted model, not a curated record. NCBI's taxonomy places the organism in Eukaryota, Fungi, Ascomycota, Dothideomycetes, Mycosphaerellales, Teratosphaeriaceae.